Molecule: messenger RNA, 2372 nt
Organism: Seminavis robusta
Lineage: Eukaryota; Bacillariophyta; Bacillariophyceae; Naviculales; Naviculaceae
Source: the annotation of a GenBank genome assembly
UUGGUUGAUUACUGUUGGUUAACUCUAGUCUGGAAGCGCCGAGUAGCAUUAUCUCGAAGGCAGAUUCUCACAUUCCCACGCUACAUUCUCGCCCGAAUCGAAUCACAAACAGAACAGAACACGCAUGAUGUCAGGGGGCGCUAAUACGGAGGGUGAAAUCGUUCCCUUUGAUCCCACAGAUCACGAUGUGAUAUCCACCAAACUACGAAGUUGGAAUCUAGGACAUCCCGGAAACCUGGAAUACGCAAAUCUAUUGCUACAAUAUGCUCGCAAGAUGCCUUCGGCUGGAGCCGCUGACUAUACAGCACUGCAGAACCAAUAUGCUGCUGAGAUUGUAAACAUUGUCGUCGAGCAACGUGGUGGACGUUUUCUUAAGAUUCAAGAAGGAGAAGUGUACCCCGCCUAUUGUACCCUCAUGGACCACAAGGCUAGCAUCCACAAGGUCUUCCAUGGCGUCAAGAAUAAGCACUUGGUCAUUCUCAAACGAGGAAAUCCACCCACUCCCACCAAGGAACAAUCACUCAAGCAACAGCAACGACUGCGGGAGUUACGGAGUAUGCCACGCGAUGAACCCAAGCCACCACCACCACCUCCACAGCCCCUGGCACCACCCAUCAACAAGCCUAUCAGUAAGCCCAGCAAACCUAGCAGCAAGCCUGGCAAGGGCACCAAGAAGGCAGUCCGGCCGAAACCAAAAGCCAAGGCAAAGCCAGCGGCAGACGAAGUUAUGUCAGCCACUACCAUUGGUGCCACCCAGUCACCCAAGCGCCAACGUCGCAAACGACAACGAGCAGAUGACUCUCCUAAUUCUCCUGCGAAUGCUAACAAUAAGAAACAGCAGAGUCAGCCCAUUGUUCGCUAUGAAGCACAACAGGGUGCAAGUGGGCAAAUCAAUCCGUAUGCUUUGGAAUUGAUCUCAUAUGUCUGCAACAAUCAUGCCACUCUUGACAGAAACAGCCUUGAGGCUUGGUCGUCUAUUCUGGAAGAGCCCGUCUCAACCUAUAUUGCACAGCAAGAACCCGAAAAGGAACGACGGAUACGGUUGCAGUUGCGACAUCGCAUAUUCGCGGCCAAGGCCAUGCACAUGCCGGUGAUUGAAUUUGCCAAGCAAAUACUCCAGGUUUGGGGUGGAUCCUUGUCCGAGGUUAUCAUUGAUAACACUGCCAACACGACCAAACAGGCAGAGGCAGAGCCCCCAGUCAUGGAUAGUACCAAUGUAGAGAUGAUACAAUCUCAUCAGCAUGCCAUGAAUGAUGCAGCAGUGACAGCAGCACUCAACAACCCCUUGGCAAUUGGGUAUGGUAUGAGCGGGGCUGCUCAUAAUAAUGACUCGUCCUCAACAUCCUCAGAUUCGGAUAAUGAGGGUGCAUGCCGACCUCGUGGCAUUCCACAAAAAGAGCCUCGUGCCAUGCCACAAAAGGAGCCUCGACGGGCAAUGGUGGGGGACGGUGGUAAUGGUGGGAACUUUCCCAAUACUCCUGGCUCUAUGGAAAGACCAACCCCCACCCACGGUACUAGUGAUAUUGCACGCGCCCUGUGGAGCUUACCAGUCAAUAAUGAUGACGAUGAGAAUGGUGUAGCUGUUGCUGGCGAGGCUGAGAAUGGCGAUGGCAGCAGUAGUGAUGAGGAUGAUGAAGAAGACAUUGAUGAAAAUGACACUGGUGACCACCACAACCACAACCACGUACAAGUACAAGUACAAGGCAAUGACAGCGGUAACGAGAGCUCUGAUGCUGGGUAUGGGACACCCAAUGAAUAUGCGCCGCCCCACCAGCAAAUAGGUAUGAUUGCAGCACAACAAUCAAUUAUGGAGAAUGGUGACAGUGAUGAUGGUGAAGGACAGAGGAUGAAUCAAGGUGAUUUUGGUGAACAUGAUGGCAUGUACAUGUAGGAAGGCAAGCAGAUGGGGCUUCAUGUGUUGAUUGUGACGAUAUUGUAUGAUUCAGACACGGUACAGUAGCAUCUAGAUUUCUCUUUUGUUCGUUUGUGCACACCUCCCCUUGUUGACAAUGAGAGGCACAAGAGCGUGGUUGUUGACAUGGGUUCACAUGCUACUUUGAAUGCAAACCUGCCUUCCAUCUUGACCAACAGGAACUGCAGUGUUGAUCUACAGUUCUGGGAGGCGUUUUGACCAUGAGGUACCUUGUUUUAGUUAGUAUCAGGUAACCCUUCCGUCAAUAUUAUGAUUACUUCGAGAAAAAUAGAUGCCACAUUUAUCGUCGAACUAUGAAACUUGUGCCAUCACCAACAAGCUAGUUGAUCUGGGGUUGACACAUUCUGACUUAGCAUACUUACUGGCAUAGCAGCUCUGAGGACACGGAUUCCAAUGAAUGGAAAGUUGGCAUUGGCUAAUUGAUCAACACAGAGCUGAC